Callorhinchus milii (elephant shark) is the source of this 1961-nucleotide messenger RNA. RefSeq names its product ATPase family AAA domain containing 3 (gene atad3). Gene Ontology annotation, molecular function: ATP binding; zinc ion binding; ATP hydrolysis activity. The transcript has 16 exons. The record is from RefSeq and is a predicted model, not a curated record. Gene Ontology annotation, biological process: mitochondrion organization. NCBI's taxonomy places the organism in Eukaryota, Metazoa, Chordata, Chondrichthyes, Chimaeriformes, Callorhinchidae. Gene Ontology annotation, cellular component: mitochondrion. Bases 98 to 1882 code for a protein of 594 amino acids.
GCGGGAGUCCGCGCGGUGGCAGGUGGUGCUGCUGCUGCUGGUGGUGGUGGUGGUGCCGCUGUCAGAAGCUUCUGGAGCCCCCAAGGCCCCAACCGUCAUGUCCUGGCUUUUCGGACUAAAUAAAGGGCCGUCGGCCCCCACCGGCCUCGGGGACCUCACGCCGCCUCUUCCGCCGCCGCCGCCGCCCGGGGGAGCGGGAGGAGACGGGGACCACAAGCCCAAGGACAAAUGGAGUAACUUCGACCCGACCGGCCUGGAGCGCGCGGCCAAGGCGGCCCGAGACCUCGACUUGUCCCAUCAUUCCAAGGAUGCUUUGGACCUUGCUCGCAUGCAGGAACAAACUGUCCAGCUGGAGCAUCAAACCAAACUGAAGGAAUAUGAAGCUGCUGUGGAGCAACUGCGAGGCGAACAGAUCAAAUUGCAGGGUGAAGAGAAGCGCAAAACUCUGGGGGAAGAAACUCGGCAGCAUCAGGCACGAGCUCAGUACCAGGAUAAGUUGGCAAGACAGCGGUAUGAGGACCAACUUCGACAGCAGCAACUGUUGAACGAGGACAGCUUGAGGAAACAGGAAGAGUCUGUUCUGAAACAAGAAUCAAUGCGGAAAGCCACCAUUGAGCACGAGAUGGAAUUGCGACACAAGAACGAGAUGCUGCGGAUUGAGGCUGAAGCCAAAGCCCGUGCCAAGGUUGAAAGAGAGAACGCCGACCUGAUUCGAGAGCAGAUCCGGCUGAAGGCUGCAGAGCAUCGGCAAACUGUUUUGGAUUCGAUUAAGACAGCAGGUGCCGUGUUUGGGGAAGGAUUUCGUGCCUUUGUUUCUGACUGGGAUAAAGUGACUGCCACAGUAGCUGGCCUUACGUUGCUGGCUGUAGGCGUUUAUUCUGCCAAGAAUGCCACGGGAGUUGCUGGUCGCUAUAUUGAGGCGCGACUGGGCAAACCUUCGUUGGUGCGAGACACAUCCCGCCUCACAAUAGUGGAAGCACUCAAGCACCCGAUCAAGGUUGGAAAACGGUUCAUGAGCAAACCACAGGAUGCUUUGGAGGGAGUUGUACUCAGUCCCAAACUAGAGGAGCGUGUUCGAGAUAUUGCCAUAGCAACCAGAAACACCAAGAAGAACAAGGGGUUAUACAGAAACAUCCUCAUGUAUGGACCACCUGGAACAGGGAAAACUCUGUUUGCUAAGAAACUAGCCGUACAUUCUGGAAUGGAUUACGCUAUUAUGACAGGUGGUGAUGUGGCUCCCAUGGCCCGAGAAGGAGUCACAGCCAUGCACAAGGUCUUUGAUUGGGCUUCCACCAGCAAAAGAGGGCUUUUACUCUUUGUGGAUGAAGCAGAUGCAUUCCUUCGAAAAAGAUCAACAGAGAAGAUUAGUGAAGAUCUCAGAGCCACACUGAAUGCAUUCCUUUAUCGAACUGGGGAACAGAGCAACAAGUUCAUGCUGGUUUUGGCCAGUAAUCAGCCGGAGCAGUUUGACUGGGCUAUCAAUGAUCGAAUUGAUGAAAUAGUUAACUUUGAUCUGCCAAAACUUGACGAAAGGGAGCGACUUGUCAGGUUAUAUUUUGAUAAAUAUGUCCUGAAGCCAGCCACAGAGGGCAAACAGCGACUGAAACUGGCUCAGUUUGACUACAGCAAGAAAUGUUCCGAGCUUGCCAAGCUGACAGAAGGCAUGUCGGGCAGAGAGAUUUCUAAAUUAGGAGUAGCCUGGCAGGCUGCAGCAUAUGCGUCUGCGGAUGGUGUCCUGAAUGAAGCUAUGAUUGAUGCCAGGGUAGCAGACGCUAUUCGACAACACAAGCAGAAGAUGGAGUGGCUGAAGACUGAGGGCGGGGAGAAGACCAAAGGAGCCCAGCCUCCUGCACAUUCGCCAUCCGAGGGGACAUCAGUAUGACCGACCGUGCCAACUCUGCACACACUGUAGCCGGGAUGAGGAAACCCUGAUUUGAACUGAACUGUUAUCAGCGUAAAAC